AUGACCAUAACCGGGGCAGGCAGCAAUGGUGGCGGGAUGCGUCCGCUGAAGGUGACGACCGUUGGGGACGGUAUGGUCGGGAAAACGUGCAUGCUCAUCACCUACACCCAGAACGAGUUCCCGAGCGAGUACGUCCCGACCGUGUUCGAUAAUCACGCGUGCAACAUCGUCGUCGAUGGGGCCGAUUACGCUCUGACCCUUUGGGAUACGGCCGGUCAGGAGGAUUACGAGCGAUUGCGUCCACUCAGCUACCCAAACACCGAUUGCUUUCUCAUCUGCUACUCGAUAUCAAACCGCACGUCGUUCGAUAACGUGCUGUCCAAAUGGUGCCCGGAGAUAAGACAUUUCGCACCCUCUGUGCCGAUCGUGCUCGUCGGCACCAAGAGUGAUUUGCGGGUGCAGGGAUCGGAGAAGUUCGUCACCACAGUCGAGGGCAAGAAGUUGAAGCACAAAAUCAAGGCCUACGCGCUGGUGGAAUGCUCGGCUAAACGGAAACUCAACCUGGCAGAGGUGUUCGACGAGGCGGUGCGUGCCGUUGAGAAGAAACCCCACGCGGGCCCGCGCAUUUGCACUAUUCUGUAGCACAUUUCAGUGGGACUGUAGCAGAAAGCGAGGGCUUAGUUUGGCGGUUCUGAUGCAAAAUUGAUGCGACAUUGAGAUUUCGCUCCUGAAGUAGACGACUGAGGUUUUAACAAGAGGCAGGUUCGAGUUAGAUUUAGGUUGACACGUGCACCAAGAGCUAUAACCUCGUCAUGUGCAAUAGAACACCACGCGGUGAUGUAUUCGGUUGACCUACAAAUAUGCAGUAUUGUUUACGCAAUCCCAUUGUAGCUGGAUCGGUUGGAUGAAAUUUUAGCGAUGUUACACCAACGGGCCCGUCAAACUUCCCUCUUGUGGAGCAGUUAGUUGCCAUAGGUUGGGGAUAUCAUUCGAAGAUUCCGUUUGUUUUCGAAAGAGUAUUAUGAGGCAGUCGAAGCAAUGUAGAUGAUUUUCAGAAAAAUUGUAAAGGCGGCAGAAGUUUGUAAGGAAGUUAUUGCUAUGCUACUCAACGUGAUUACCACUAUUAUUUUCUCUACUAGCGUGGAACUCGCGCGAACAAUCAAGAAGUAACCGAAAACGGAGGAGAGAGGAUUACUUAUUAGAAAAGAGGCUGCCGAGCAGGUAGAACUAAAAUCGGGAUCUUACACGGCAGUGUUUUUUAGACGAUAUAGAGAGCAGCAGAAUACCCUCGCUGGAAGGAAUAUGAGAAAUAUUGAGAAUAAGUGUAAAAAUGUUGAACGAGAGCCGUAUUUUAUAAUGCUUGUUAAAUAAACUAGUCAUAUUAAG
Molecule: messenger RNA, 1326 nt
Organism: Anopheles nili
Lineage: Eukaryota; Metazoa; Arthropoda; Insecta; Diptera; Culicidae
Gene: RhoL
Product: ras-like GTP-binding protein RhoL
Exons: 3
Coding region: 1-582 (193 amino acids)
Biological process (GO): small GTPase-mediated signal transduction
Molecular function (GO): GTPase activity; GTP binding
Source: RefSeq, a predicted model, not a curated record